AACGAAAUCCUUCCCUACCCAAAGAUAUAGGAACGGCUAAAAGCAAGCGAGGACUGAAGAAUGGCGGCCACUACUCCGAUGGCCGGGGCGCGCUGUCCCUUAUCGCGAUCCCCAACCCAAAGGCGCGGACUUUCUAGCCAAACCGUCCUCUCCCUCUCUUCUUCUUUCUCCAAAACCCUUCACCUCAAUUCCUCCUCAUCUUCCAACUCCUUCCACUCGCUCUCCCUCGCCCUCACCCGCGGAACUCGCGGCGGCACAGCUGCUGCGACGAAGAUGAGCAUGGAGGCGGGUGUUGGUGUCAUGGGCACGAAGUUGGGAAUGAUGUCCUACUUUGAACCGGAGGGCACCGUCGUCCCCGUCACCGUCGUCGGGUUCCGCGAGGGCAACAUCGUCACCCAGUUGAAGACCGCCGCCACAGACGGAUACGACGCAGUGCAGGUGGGAUACCGCCGCGUACGCGACCGGAAACUCACUAGGCCGGAGCUCGGCCAUCUCAGCAAGGCCGGUGCCAUCCCAAUGCGCCAUCUCCAGGAAUUCCGGCUCCAGUCCAUUGAGGGCUUCGAGCCGGGGCAGAGGCUCGUACUUGAAGAUAUAUUCAAGGAGGGAGAUCUCGUUGAUGUGUCCGGGACAACCAUUGGCAAGGGAUUCCAAGGUGGUAUCAAAAGGCACAAUUUUCGCCGCGGUCCAAUGACUCAUGGCUCCAAAAGUCAUAGAGCUUUGGGCUCCAUUGGUGCUGGAACAACACCUGGUCGAGUUUACAAGGGAAAAAAGAUGCCUGGCAGGAUGGGAGGAACUAAAAGAAAGAUCAGAAAGCUGAAGAUUGUCAAGAUAGACAAUGAACUACGAGUUUUCAUGAUAAAGGGAGCUCUCCCUGGAAAGCCUGGCAAUCUUCUUCGUAUAACACCUGCUAAGAUUGUUGGAAAAAACAUUCCUAAGAGUUAGGAUAUCUGCAUUCAAUCACAUCGAUUAUUGUUCUCUUUACUGUAACUUUAACUGAACAAUUUAUCUUCCUAAGAGUUUCUUCUUCAAUCAUUGUGAGUUACAUUGAUUGCAGCUCUGACCUGCCAUGUUUAGAUUGUUUAACUGUAAAGAAGAGAUAAUUCAAACUUA
Dendrobium catenatum is the source of this 1110-nucleotide messenger RNA. Its product is annotated as 50S ribosomal protein L3, chloroplastic. Gene Ontology annotation, biological process: translation. Gene Ontology annotation, molecular function: structural constituent of ribosome. Gene Ontology annotation, cellular component: ribosome; chloroplast envelope. The coding region runs from base 61 to 942 and encodes 293 amino acids. Lineage: Eukaryota; Viridiplantae; Streptophyta; Magnoliopsida; Asparagales; Orchidaceae. The record is from RefSeq and is a predicted model, not a curated record. The transcript is spliced from 2 exons.